Molecule: messenger RNA, 7214 nt
Organism: Hippocampus zosterae (dwarf seahorse)
Lineage: Eukaryota; Metazoa; Chordata; Actinopteri; Syngnathiformes; Syngnathidae
Gene: trip11
Product: thyroid hormone receptor interactor 11
Exons: 19
Coding region: 288-5975 (1895 amino acids)
Biological process (GO): Golgi organization; endoplasmic reticulum to Golgi vesicle-mediated transport
Cellular component (GO): Golgi apparatus
Molecular function (GO): small GTPase binding
Source: RefSeq, a predicted model, not a curated record
AUUGUGUCCACGUCACAGCUGACAGCCAGCCGGCCCCAUAAUGGCUGCCGCAGCCGAGUUGGCAGUCUAAUGAGGCGAACGAGUGACAGCUGCUUAUUUUAAUUAUCAAGUUAAACUAUUGAGGGGCUAAUUCCCUCCAUAUAUUUUUGUAUUGACACUUUAGCUUAAUGCCCUAGGUCGUUGGCUAACCGAAGCUAGGCUAAGCUAGCCCCCCUACCACCCCGGUCGCCCUCACCGAUCUUCUGUUUUGGUUCGGUCGUGUUAUUGUUGUUGAGCCACCCCAAAAGAUGUCAUCGUGGCUCGGCGGCAUCGGCUCCGGCCUCGGCCAGUCACUUGGUCAGGUCGGCGGUAGCCUGUCGUCCUUCACCGGGCAGAUCUCCAACUUUACCAAAGAUAUGUUGCUGGAGGGAGUGGAAGAAGUCGGAGACGCCGCGACAGAGCUUCAGUUGUCCAAUUCCAAGCUGGCGGAUGUAGAGACUGCCUUUUCCUCUCAGAAAUUUGAGUGUGAAAGGUUGAAAAAGCUCCACGCUGAGCUGGAGGAGAAGCUGGAAGCCUCAGAGAUCCAAAUCAAGCAGCAGUCGGCCGAGUACAGGACGCUUCUGCAGCAGAAAGACGUGGAGAUCAGUCACCUGAAGGUCCGACAAAGCGGCCUCCAGGAGGAGGUCCAGAAGCUUCAGCGCUCUGUCCAGUCCGCCUCUGCCGGCCCCGUGCUCCCCGUCACCACGGCCUCUUCCAGCAUCGCCACCUCUGCGUCCUCUUAUCUGUCCCAUCCCUCUGCGUCCCACCACCACGGCUUUCACGGCGAUGACAUGGACCUCAGCGAAGUCAUCUCGUCCCAGCAGGAGAUUAACCGUCUGGCCACCGAAGUGCUGAGACUGGAGGCGGAGGUGGCGCACUGGAGGCGCAUGUCGCAGGCAUCAACAGCAGCGGUGGCGGGUAACUCCGACCAGGGUGAGAUUCUCAAACUUCAAAGAACGGUUGAGGAACUGCGAGAUAAGAUGAGCUGCGAGGUUGAUGAGCACCAGCACGAGCUCGCCGCCCUGCAGGACGCCCAGCGCCAGAAAAUGUCCGAACUCAGCCGGCGUCACCGUGAGGAACUGGCCGAAUAUGAGGAGAGGAUCGAGGAGCUGGAGGAGCAGCUGCAAAAUGGCGCCUCUCCGGCGAGCUCCCUAUCAAACCCCUCCAAAGAGCUGGAACUGCAGACCACCGUCGCUGCCCUGCGCCAGGCCGCUGAGGAGCGGGAGGCGCGCCUUUCUGAGCUAUCCGCCGGCCUGGAUGAGGCGCAGAGGCUGCGGUCCGAGAGGGACGGCGCCCUAGAAGAGAACGCGGCACUGCUCCAGAACUACGCUCGGCUGCAGGCCUCCGUGGAGGAGCUUCAGGCGCGGGUGCGGGAGCAGGAGGGCAAGGCUAUGCAGAAAGCCCAGCUGGAGCAUGAGAUCCAAGUGCUGAGGGACAACCUCGCCGCCGCCGAAAAGGAAAUGGAGAGACUGAAAAGCCUGCUUGAGGCAGAAGCAAAGGAGGAGGUGGAGCAUGCCGAUAUCUUGGAACUGAACACCAUCAUCGGCUCACUAAGAGAAGAGAAGGAAACCCUGGAGCAAGAAAAGCUCACUCUGCAGGAAAGACUGAGCGCGGCCAAGAAGAAUUUCGAUAGAGAAGCUCGACCGGCUGAAACCGAGUCAAUGGACGAUCUGAAGGAGGCACUGGAAAGCCAAGAGAGGACCCUGAAGGCCACGCGGGAGGAACGUGACACCCUAGUGACCGAGCUAGAAGAGCUGGACCGGCAAAACCAGGAAGCCACGCAGCAUCUGAUCUCGGUGAAAGAGCAGCUAAAGAAGGCGGAGACGGAGCACAGCGCCACCAAAGACCAGAAUAGAUCGCUUGAGCAUGAGCUGGAGGCCCAGAAAGAGAAAAUCAGCCAGAGUGCAUUCACGCUCAACGACCUGCACAUGAGCAAGCAGCAGCUAGAGGCCACCGUCCGCGAUCUGAAGGAGAAACUGAAACAAGCUCAGGAGCGGAGCAAAGAGGCCCGCAGGGAAGCGUCGGAGUUGAAGAAGAGCUUGCAGGAAAAAGAGGAGCUGCUGGCAGCAAAAGAAGAGCUCGGCCGGAUUGAAAGGACAAAAACGGAUGAAGGCGAGCUAGCAGUGAAGGAGAAAGAACUUUCCGACCUGCGACGAAACCUGGAGAAAGUCUCGUCGGAGCACUUUGAGCUAAAGAUGGAGAGCGGCAAGUUGAAAGAGGCCGCGAGGAAAGCGGAGGAGUCGUUGAAGGAGAACCGGACGGCGGCGAGCAGGACGUCGCGGGAGAAGGACACGCGCAUUGAAGCCCUUAAACUGGAGAAAGAGCAGCUGGAGCUUGAGCUGCAGCGGGCCGAGCGCUCGCUCGCCGAAGGGACCGAACAAUAUCGGCACACCGUUGACGAGCUGAGCCGGGCGCGCUCCAUGGACGCCUCGGCUCUCCAGAAGGAGCACGAGCGCGCCGUCAAGCUCAACCAGGAGAAGGACUCGGAGAUCGCUCGGCUGCGCCUCGACGCCGAGCGGCUGGCGGCCGAGCGGCGGGAAACCGACGAGAUGCUCGCCAUCACCGUCGCCGGGCAGGAGCAGCUGACCGACUUGCUCCGGGAAAAGGAUGCCUUCGCCGAGACGCUGAAGCGGAAUGCGGCGGACGCUCGGGCCGAACUGGAGGCGGGCGUCGCGGCGGCGAAGGGGGAGGCGGACGUGCUCAGACGAGCGCUGGAGGAGAAGGACAGACAGCUGGCGGGCAUGAAGGAGGACAACAGCCACUUGAAGGAGGAGAUGGAGCGCGCGCGGGAUCAGCAGAGCAGACCUCCGCGCACCCUGGACGUCAUCACCGAGCUGGAGGCCGAGAUCAUCCGGCUCAAAUCGUCCCGAGGCGGCCUGGAGGAGGAGGCGCGGGAUCUCCGCAGGAGCCUGGAGGAGCAGCAGGCCUCGCUCCUCGGCUCGCGGAGUGAGCUGGAGCAGGCCACGCUCAACUUCGACAGGCUCCUCCAGGCCAAGGAUCAGGAGCUGGCUGGACUCCGGCGGACCCUGGAGAGCCGAGGUCCCGCAGAGCCCGCGGUGGAGCGGGGCCACGUCAUACUGCAGGAAGACAAGACGGCGUCCCUGAACCAGGAGAACGGCAACGAGAAGCACGACCUCUCCAAGGUGGACCUGGAGCGGCUGGUGAAGGGCAUGAAGGAGAAGGAGACGGAAAUCAGCCAACUGAACGAGAAGAACCUGUCUCUGAGCAGGCAGCUGGACCAGAUGGCGCUGUCCCGUGACGAAGUGGGGAAGCUCUCCCAGGUGAUCCUGCAGAAGGACCUGGAGAUCCGGGCCCUUCAUGCGCGGGUCACGGCGGGAGGCGGCGGCGGCGGUCAGGACGUCCUCUUUCUUCAGCAGCAGCUGCAGGCCUACGGCGUGGAAAGGGAGCAGGUCCUGGCCGUGCUCAACGACAAGACCCGGGAGAACAGCCAGCUUCGCUCCGACUACCACCGCCUCAUGGACAUCGUGGCCAGCAAGGAGGCGGCGCUGCUUAAGCUGCAGCAGGAGAACCAGCGGCUCUCCGGCUCGGGCGAUCCCUCGGGCAGCCAGGAGAUGUUUAAGGAAACCAUCCAGAAUCUCUCGCGCAUCAUCCGGGAGAAGGACAUCGAGAUUGACGCGUUGACGCAGAAGUGCCAGACGCUGGUGACGGUUCUGCAGUCAUCGAGCGGAGACGACGACGGCGGAGUCAGCAGCAACCAGUUCGAGGAGCUGCUCAAGGAGCGCGACAACCUCAAGCAGCAAGUGAAGAAGAUGGAGGAGUGGAAACAGCAGGUGAUCACCACCGUCAAGAACAUGCAACACGAGUCCGGGCAGCUGCAGGAGGAGCUGGUCCACCUCCAGGCGCAGGUGUCGGCCGACGGCGACGCCGGUUCCAAACUCUCGGUGGACUACGCCAGGCUCGUCCAGAACUACGAGCACAAGGAACAGCGGCUGGGAAGUUUGAGCGUGGAGCUGGCACAGGUACAACAGAGCCUCAGCCAGCUCAGCACCACCAAGGAUCUCCUGCUGGGCCGUCUGGACCGAUCGGCUCCCGGCGGCGAAGCUCCGUUGAGUGCGCUCGACGCUUCCAGCCCGGAUCUGGCGUCCCUUCAAGCCCGUUUAGCCGAGCGGGAAAACCUGAUCCGGACCCUGCAGGAGAACAACCACCGGCUUUCCCGCUCGGCUUCCUCCUGCGAAAGCGAGCAGAGGAACCACGCCGCCGAGCUCCAGCAGGUCCGAGCCAGCCUGGAGGCGCUGCAGAGAUCCGUCCGUGACAAGGACCUGCUCAUCAAGACCAAAGGGGACCAGCUGGCUCGGGUGGGCGAGACGCUGCGCAACCGCGAGAGCGACAACGAGGUGCUGAAACAGGCCGUCACCAACCUGAAGGAGCGCGCCCUCAUCCUGGAGAUGGACGCCAAGGCGCUGAAGGAGGAGAACGAGCGGGUGGCCGCGCGCUCGCGGGAGAAGGAGUCGGAGUUCCGCGCGCUGCAGGAGACCAACAUGCAGGUGUCCAUGCUGCUGCGCGAGCGCGAGUUUGAGCUCAGCGCCAUGAGGGACAAAGCUACCACCGUGGAAAAGAUGCUCAAGGACAAAGAGCAGGGUAAAUCGGGCGAGCUCAAUCAACUCCUGAACGAAGUCAAGUCCAUGCAGGACAAAGCGGUGGCCUUCCAGCAUGAGCGGGACCAGGUUGUGAUGGCGCUCAAGCAGAAGCAAAUGGAGACCACGGCGUUACAGACCGAGCUGCAACAUGUGCGGGACAAAGAGCAGCGUCUCAACCUGGAACUCGAGAGGCUGCGCAACCACCUGCUGGAGAUUGAGGACUCGUACACGCGCGAGGCCCUCGCCGCCGAGGACCGCGAGACCGAGCUGCGGCGCCGCGUGGCCCUCCUGGAGGAGCGACUGGCCUCGUCCUCCAGCGCCGUGGAGAGCGCCAGCCAGCAGGCCAGUUUGCAGGUGGAGUCGCUGCAGGAGCAGCUGAGCGGCGUUGUUAAGCAGCGGGAUGACGCUCUCCUGCAGCUCGGGACCUCCCAGGAGCAGGUCAAGCAGUAUGCCGUUUCCCUCACCAACCUGCAGAUGGUGCUAGAGCAGUUCCAACAAGAGGAGAAAGCCAUGUACUCGGCUGAGCUGGACAAACUCAGGAAGGACAAAGAGGAGUGGCGGCGCAAGGCGGAGCAGCUGGAAGAUCGAGCGUCUGCCCUGCAGAUGAACCUGGACGAGGCCAACGCAGCUCUGGAUUCGGCCUCUCGUCUCACCGACCAGUUAGAUUACAAAGAGGAGCAGAUUGAGGAGCUGAAGCAGCAAGUGGACGUGCGACAGGAGAUGCUGGAGGAGGCCCAGAAAAAAUUGAUGAGCGUGCUGAACAGCACCGAGGGCAAGAUUGACAAGGUCCUAAUGCGCAACCUCCUUCAGGGUUACUUCCACACGCCCAGAAACAAGCGCAUGGACGUGCUGAAGCUUAUGGGAAGCGUGCUGGGGUUGAGCCGAGAGGAUGUGGAAAAGAUGCUGGAGGAGGACACGGCGCGCGGCGUGAGUGGCUGGGUGUCGAGCUGGCUUGUUGGCCGAGGCGCGCAGAGCGUCCCCAAUACUCCCCAGAGGCCCACCAGUGGAAAUAGAUUCAACACGUCUUUCUCCGAGAUGUUUGUCAAGUUCCUGGAGACUGAGUCAACUCCGUCGCUCCCCGCGCCCAAGCUUCCCGUCCUGGAUAUCAAGCCUCUGAGCGCCCCGCCCUCCAGGAGAACCCCGGCGAGCGGCGCGGCGGCCAGUAAGUCCAACAACCCCUUCCUGGCCCCUCGCUCUGCUGCGGUGCCCCUGCUGCCCGCCGGCGCCGCCAUUUCCGGCGGCCCGGGCGGGCACCUGCUGAUGAAGCCCAUCUCGGACGCUUUGCCCACCUUCACGCCAGUGCCCGUGUCGGCUGAGGCCAGCGGCGGCGCUGUGCUCAAGGACCUGUUGAAGCAGUGAAGUGGAAGAAAGACUAAGUUUGUCCUAUCUAGAUGAAUCGAAGUGCUUCCUUAUAAAAAUCGGAGAUGCCUGUGAGAGCAUUUGAUGCAGUUCUAAAAGCAAAAGACUGGUUCAAAUGGCUGAAAUCCCCCAAAAUAGUGGCUUGAAACCAAACUCGUCUUGUUUUCAGGUGUGUGGCUCACGGCUGCGUUUGGAAUCGUACACUCAUUCUCUAAUCACGUUAUAGUGGGGCCUAGUGGUACAGGUAACCCGGGCUACAACUUUUUCCGGAUGCAAGCCGUCGUCUGGACAAUUUUUCUGUGCCUCUUUGUCUUCAUGUCUGCUAGCUUAAUGCUAACACAUCAAGGGAAUCACCAUAGAGGAGCUAACAAAUAGCAUCUGAGUUGAGCUUUCAUCACCCUUUAAAAAUGGAUUUAUUUGAGCACAAAUGGUGGAGCAGUGCAAUUCGACAUACAGUAGUGCUCACGGGAAGAUGUUCUUUAUCACCCGCGAAGAGCGGCAAAUAUGACUGCGGCUCACUGGGGCGUUACCUCCACGUCUAUCUGUAUCUCGUCUCUGUAUCAUAUUUCCUCUUGGUGGGCACACCAGUUGGAGCAGCACAAUGUCUAGCGGAUGGAAGCAAAAAGAUGUGCUUAAAAAGUCGAAUCCUUGAAAUUGGAUGUAAUUAUUGUUUAUAUUUAUAAAAGUACAACAUUACAGAGUGCUAUUUUUUCUUAUUUACACGCACACACAUUUGGGUUUUAUUUUAAGGCUGCAAAGGAUUUCCGCUCAUUUUAGUGGGAGUUGAGAUUUUUUUUUUUUUUAAUCGAGUUAUGUGCAUGGUCACGGUAUCUCAAGGCACCACAAUUUGUUCAUUACUCAUGACGGUGUCUGGGUCGAGCACGCAAGCAAGCGGAGUUGCCAAGCAUUCUGCGGCUGCGGUAACCCACACUAACUACACAACAACGCGUCAUAAAAGGGCAGACGUAAGCAAUGAUACAAUUGCAGUUGUACAAUUUGAAAGGGUGGAAUUAUUAUUAUUAUUAUUUUUUCUUUUUUUUAUUCUUUUCAUGGACAGUGGUUAUGAAGUAGGACAUCUAAGUGCCUGUUUUUAUGGUCAUAACUUCAGGAGUGUACAUGCUUGAUAGGAAUCUUUAUAUUUACAAACUUGUUUGUACAUUUAUCUUACUGAAAAUCUGGGAGAUUUUUUUUUUUUGUAAAUUGGAAAAAACAAGAAAAUAAAAGUAUUUCUGCCCCCUG